AUGUUGGGGAUUGCUGAGUUUUUUAUAGCUCUAGCAGUAUGUCUCCUGAUUUUGCAGUUCCUGAAGCUGCAAUGGACUCGUGCCCAGCUUCCUCCAGGACCAGUUCCCCUUCCCAUCAUUGGAAAUUUGUGGCUUCUGGACUUCAAACUUCGUCGAGAAACUCUCAUUAAGUUAACCAGCAUCUAUGGAAAUAUCUACACGUUGUGGAUGGGAAAAACACCUAUGGUUGUACUAAAUGGAUACAAAGCAGUAAAAGAUGGCAUCAUUACCCAUUCUGAGGAAGUUUCUGGAAGACCUCUCACCCCAUUCUACAGGGAUAUGAUGGGCGAGAAAGGUAUUUUUCUGACCAGUGGGCAUACCUGGAAGCAACAGAGACGCUUUGGCAUGACAAUUUUAAGAAGCCUGGCACUUGGUAAGAACAACUUGGAGCACCAAAUUCAAACAGAGGCCUGUCACCUUGUGGACAUCUUUGCAAACACAAAAGGCACACCUUUUGACCCCCACACUUGCAUUGUCCAUGCUAUUGCAAAUAUAAUUUGUGCUGUUGUUUUUGGUCAUCGCUUCUCCAGUGAGGAUGAAUCUUUCAGCAAGCUUAUCAAAGCUGUUUAUUUUGUGAUCUACUUUCAAGCUACCAUCUGGGGCAGGCUGUAUGAUGCUUUCCCAUGGCUUCUGCACCAUCUCCCAGGACCUCAUCAGAAAGUGUUUGCAUACAGUGACUUCAUGCACAGCUUAGUUAUGAAAGAGGUGAAGAACCAUGAAAGACAGAAGGCAGGUGAUCCACAGGAUCUCAUUGACUUCUACCUAGCUCAAAUAACAAAAACUAAAGAUGACCCUACUUCUACAUUUAAUAAAGACAACAUGGUUCAGACUGUGGUUGAUCUUUUGCUGGGAGGAACAGAAACAACAAGUACCACCCUUCUCUGGGCACUGCUCUAUAUGGUACAAUACCCAGAAAUACAAGAAAAAGUUCAGAGAGAGAUAGAGUCUGUUCUGGAACCCUCCCAUCUCAUCAGCUAUGAAGACAGGAAGAAACUGCCCUACACAAACGCUGUGAUUCACGAGGCCCUGCGGUACAGCAACGUCACUUCUGUUGGGGUCCCUCGCCAGUGUGUGAAGAGCACAACUUUGCUGGGUUUUCACAUUAAAAAGGGCACACUUGUAUUGCCAAAUCUGCACUCAGUUGUGUAUGACUCUGAGCACUGGGCAACCCCUUGGAAGUUCAACCCAAACCAUUUCCUGGAUUCGGAUGGCAACUUUGUGAACAAAGAGGCAUUCUUACCAUUCUCAGCAGGACACCGUGUAUGUUUAGGAGAACAUAUGGCACGAGUUGAGCUGUUCAUCUUCUUUACUAAUCUCCUUCGGGCAUUCACAUUCCAGCUCCCUGAGGGAGUGAAGGAAAUUAAUCUGGAGUACAUUUUGGGUUCAAUACUGCAGCCACAUCCAUAUAAACUCUGUGCUAUUCCACGCUAGUCUGCAACAUGCUACAGUGCAGAGACUUCAACCAGUCAAUCAUGGCCGAUAUUUUAA
Apus apus (common swift) is the source of this 1527-nucleotide messenger RNA. RefSeq names its product cytochrome P450 2J2-like. Gene Ontology annotation, molecular function: heme binding; iron ion binding; oxidoreductase activity, acting on paired donors, with incorporation or reduction of molecular oxygen, reduced flavin or flavoprotein as one donor, and incorporation of one atom of oxygen. Gene Ontology annotation, biological process: arachidonate metabolic process; xenobiotic metabolic process. Lineage: Eukaryota; Metazoa; Chordata; Aves; Apodiformes; Apodidae. The record is from RefSeq and is a predicted model, not a curated record. The transcript is spliced from 9 exons. Gene Ontology annotation, cellular component: intracellular membrane-bounded organelle; cytoplasm.